This is a messenger RNA of Rhipicephalus sanguineus (brown dog tick), 4916 nucleotides long. Its product is annotated as retinal-specific phospholipid-transporting ATPase ABCA4. Gene Ontology annotation, cellular component: membrane; intracellular membrane-bounded organelle. The coding region runs from base 1 to 4677 and encodes 1558 amino acids. NCBI's taxonomy places the organism in Eukaryota, Metazoa, Arthropoda, Arachnida, Ixodida, Ixodidae. The record is from RefSeq and is a predicted model, not a curated record. Gene Ontology annotation, biological process: lipid transport; transmembrane transport. The transcript is spliced from 23 exons. Gene Ontology annotation, molecular function: ATP binding; ATP hydrolysis activity; lipid carrier activity.
AUGCCGCUUUGGUGGACCCACAUCCGCUUGCUCCUGUGGAAGGACGUCUUCACGUACCAGUUUAGGCGGCACACGUUUGUGACCAUGCUGGAGCUCCUGCUCCCAGCCUUCAUCACCUACGUGUACACAUACGUCGCUUCGCUGACCAACACCUCCGCAGCUAGGAAAGAUUCCAGGAUGGGCACCGAUGUGUUUGUCUGGGCAGCUUCAUACCUCUGCGCCGUCUCAAUGGAGAGCGAUAACCUGAUCUCGAUGGAGGGCGACGACGCAUACGACAUUCAGCAACCGUCCGAGGCGUUCGACAAGGAGCUGCUGUUGCCGGGCGACGUUGAGGAGCAGAGCGCCACUCGCCAAGACGCUGUGUACCUUAAGAUCAUGUUCCGCAUAUUUCCCUGCGUAGUCAGCAUGUGCAUGAUCCAGCCUUUCCUAGUGAAGAAGACCGCCUCGGAGCUGUGCUCGGGCGCUAAGGAGCUGAUGGUGACCAACGGGCUGUCCGAGUUCAUGUGGUGGCUGGGUAACUUCAGCUGGUCCUUCAUCAUUCUCCUGAUGGGUGCGCUACCUGCAAUCGUCCUCACCAAAACGCACACGCUGCUGCCGCGCUCGAGUAUCGUCCUGUUGAUCCUCGGAGUGAUGCUGCAUUGCGCAUCGAGCUCCUUCUUUUCCCUCGUCGUCGCCACGCUGGUGCCCAGGCCGUCGGUGGGCCUGGUCACCAUGUCGUUCGUGGUGUUCGGGUCCCUGGUCGUUCCAUUCGGUCUAGCAUCGGUCGUUCCGUCCACCGUGACUCGUAGCAGUGCGCUGGAUAGGUUCAUGACCGUCUGCCUUUUGAUGCCAAACGUGGCCUUCAACUACUUCCUCAUAAAUGCCAGCGACCUCGACUAUCAUGGAGGACCUGGUGCGCAAUUCUUCAACAUAGGCCGCGUGGGUCUGCAGGGCACCAGCGUGUACCGUGCGGUACACGCCAUGUGCGGCUCGUGUCUGCUCAGCGCUAUGCUGUGUUGGUACCUGAGCAGAGUGUGGCCACACAGCUACUCGUUCCCGGAAAAGUUCUAUUUCUUCCUUCAGCCUACGUACUGGGGUAUCUGGCGAAGCGUCGACCUCCCGGGGGAAGGCCUGAGUGAGAUCAAAGAGAACGCGAUGCUUUUUGAGCCUUUGCGUGAGCAGAAGCAGGCGCAUCUCGUCAUCUACAAGCUGAGCAAGGUCAUUGAUCCGUUGUACCUGAAGCAUUACAUCAUUAACAACGUCACGAUUAAGUGUUUCAUAGACAGCAUAACAGUUAUACUGGGAAGAAACAGAUGCGGAAAGUCGGUGCUGAUCCGAAUGCUGGCAGGUGCGAUAAAGCCUUCGUCGGGGACGGCGUUCUUCGAUGGUGCAGACAUGCGCACGAAUGUCUCCAAAGUGCGGUCGAACAUCGGCUACUGUCCACAGAACAGCACUCUCGUCCCAUUCCUCACGGUGGAGGAGAACCUGCUGUUCAUCGCAUACUUGCGCGACGUUCUUCAGUCUUCAGAUGACGACUCUGUUCAGAUGGAAGAUCCUCGAUCUUCUCAGAUUGACGACCUGAUAUUGACGCUCCUGAUGCAAUUCCAGCUUAUCGAUCAGAGGGACAGCCUUGCGAGCAAGAUCACCUACGCCGAGCAGCGGCGUCUGCAGGUGGCCAUGACCCUGCUUAAUAACCCACAGUUCGCCUUCUUCGACUGCCCUACAGAAGGAAUAGACUCGGACUCGCGCAAUGUGAUCUGGGACGCCAUACUCAAAUCCCGCCCCCAGACCACGGUGGUGCUCGCCACGAACAGCACCGACGAGGCUGAGAUUCUGGGAGACCGCAUCGCCAUCAUAUCCAAGAGCCUGAUUAGCUGCUGCGGCUCGGCCAUUUACCUGCGAAAGAAAUAUGGGCAGGGCUACCGGCUGCAGCUGGCCGUGUCUUCCAAGUGCGAUAAGUCGCUGGUCUGCUCGUUCGUCGAGAAGAGGCUGCAGACGGUGCAGAAAGUGCUCGAGCGGCGCAACAUGCUCGUCUACUCGCUCGGCUUCACCGGCGCCGACGACAUCGUGCGCCUGCUGCAGCAGCUCGAGGACAACCGCAUCAAGCUGCGUGUCAGGAGGAUCUCCAUCAGCGCAUCCGCGUUGGAGGACGUGCUGCUCAGGCUGGACGAGACACUCGAGAAGGACGACGCCAGCAGUAUUACGGAGGAAGAUAAGAGUGAGGUGGUGUCUCCGGACGCGAAGCCGCCCGAAAUACGCGGGGACAUUUUCCGAGCCCAGAUCGGCGCCAUUAUGACCAAGAAGACGACGUAUCUGCGGCGCAGCUACGUGGUCGUGCCGGUGCUGCUUCUCCUGCAGCUGCUGAUGCUGGGCGCCGAAGAGCUGUACCUGCACACCGGCACGCUGGCAUGGACACGCGUCGAAGGAUUGUUCUCCGAUUUCAAGAAGCCCCAGGGAACGCCGGAGAAGGUGAACGAGGCCACGGUAGCAGCGGUGGAGAGCGCGGCGUUCGAGCUGCACACGGCCAUCUUCGCGCAGCGACUAGCCAGCAUGGUGCUGAUUCCCAUGUCGCUGUCGCUAACUAGCUCGGCUUACGUCGACCUGCCCGUCAAGGAGCGAGUGAGCGGACUCAAGCUGUUGCAGCUCAUGACCGGCCUGUCCUCCGAGCGAUACUGGCUGGUCACCUUUGCCACCGAUCUGCUCACGCACAGUGUGUCCUCUCUGAUCUGCACGCUGCCUCUGCUGUUCCUCGACCGCGACUUGUGGUACUGCAGGGACCACUACAAGCUUGGCACUACAUUCGGGCUGUUCUUUAUGUUCGGUUGGGCCUUCUUCCCGGUGACGUACAUCUCAUCUCUAAUGUUUGAGUCGUCCCUGCUCGCUUACUUCUCUCUCGUCAGUUUCGGAGCGCUCUUCGGCACGGUGAUGAACGUUGGCAUCAGCGUGUUCGCACCACGGACGGUGUCGACGUACCUGCCGAGGCGUGAUGUGGACGGCUACUUGGAAAUCGGUUCGCUGCCUCUGCGCAUCAUGCCCCAGUUCACGCUGGCCCGCGGCACGGGACAGUUGCGCACCGCGUACCUCGAGUACGCCUCGUGCUGCCACCUGGGGGCCGAGUUCUUGAAGCACGUCUGCAGCCACGUCUUCGACAGCCCUUCGACACGCGGCGAGGCAUACGUCAUUUCCAGAAUACUCAAGUGCUGCAACGUUCAAUGCAACCACAUCUGUCCCGUAUACGAGGAGCAUCACGCCCGCAUCACGCCGGGCAGCAACUCGCACGUGUGGGACCUGACCAUUUUCUUUCUGAGCGGACUGCUCUACCUAAUGCUGGUCAUCGGCUGGGACAUGCAAACGCAGGGAAAGUUUGACGCGCACACCCUCGACGCCUUCUUCGCACAGGAGCCAGAAAAAUCGGACAAGGCCGGCGGUAAGGAAUCGACCAGCGAGGAGAAAAGCGUGCAGGAGGAGAAGCAGUUCGUGGCUGGUCUCAUGCGCUACCUCCUGAAAGUGGACAAAAACAGAGCGGCGAAAGCUAGCCACUCCUCCGAAGGGGGGGAUGCCGCCGCCCACACCCGCUCCGGCGAGGCAGCCGAACAUCCUCAAGGGGAGCCGAACCGUGCACCCGCCGGUCUCGUGGUGCUCGAGGCGACCAAGACGGGCACGCUGGGCCCUCUCAGCUUCCACGUGCCACCGGCCGAGGUGUUCGGCAUCCUCGGUUUGGGUCAGGCCGGCCGGUCGCUCCUGCUGCGCAUCAUCGCAGGCAUCGUGCGUCCCGAUGCCGGUAACGUCUUCAUCAACGGCAUCGACGCUCGCCGCAGGCCACUGAACUACCAGCAGCAGGUGGGAUACUGCCCCCAACAGGACCCUCUGCUGGACAAGUACACGGGCGAAGAGCUGGUGCUUCUCAUGGCGCGGCUGCGCGGCGUGCAGAAGCAAGACCUGCAGGCCGAAGUGCGCUACCUGGACUCUCGCUUCGGACUGCGCAAGGCGCUCUCACUCAUGAUCUACAACUGCUCAAGCACGCACCGGCGCAAGCUGACCGUGGCCAUGGCGCUGGCGGGUCGGCCGCCCGUGCUCGUGCUGGACGAAUGCACGGCGGGUGUGGACCCGGCCGCCAGGAGCCGCCUGUUCCAAUCGCUGGGGAAAGUGCACGACGAGUGCAACCUCACCGUGCUUUUCACCUCGCGCCGCAUGUCCGAGAGUGACAUAUUCUGCGACCGGCUGGCCAUCCUAUCGUACGGCAGCUUCAUGGUUGUCGGCCGCACGGUCGACAUCAAGCAGACGUGCGGCCAGCGCUGCAACGUGGUCAUCAAGAUGAGCAGCGACCAGCACGGGAAGAAGGUCUCCAAAAUGAUCUCGCGCGCCGUCGGCGACAUGUUUCCCAACUCCGUGAUCGCCGAAGUCCGAAAGGACCAGGUCUGGUUCCGUAUCCGGGACGACGCCAUCUACUGGAGCGAGGUGUUCGAGGGCCUGGAGACGCUCAAGAAGCGCCUGAAGUUCGGUGAUUACCUGCUGAACGACAUGUCGCUGGGCGAGAUUUACCUGGGAUACGCGCGCGAGAGGAAGAUGGUCGACUUCGGCACCAUCGAGAUCAAGUACUUCGACAAGCUCAAAGCGCCCAUGGAGCUCGAGGCCGUUACGCCCGGAGCAAGCGCCGCUGCGGGCGCGCCGCCACCGCCUCAGGCCAGCAAUGCCUGACGGUCAAGACGCGUUGUGCCACGUGCGGCAAGGCGCGCCUGAACAGCACCUGCAGCGCGCGAGCUCGCACCAUAUCUGCGCUGCGCCGCUACAAGACUGUUGCAUAUAAUACACAGAUCUUUCACGCAUAAUAAUUAUUUCUAUCGCUCACCCUUCAAGUGUGGAAAAAGACUGUUGAAAAGCACUUACGCUGUCCUCGUUGGAAAGCGUUCGUUCGUUCGUUCGUUAUUUAUUUAUUU